This is a messenger RNA of Magnolia sinica, 1014 nucleotides long. RefSeq lists its product as uncharacterized. The record is from RefSeq and is a predicted model, not a curated record. NCBI's taxonomy places the organism in Eukaryota, Viridiplantae, Streptophyta, Magnoliopsida, Magnoliales, Magnoliaceae. The transcript has a single exon. The coding region runs from base 151 to 603 and encodes 150 amino acids.
CUCUCUCUCUCUCUCUCUCUCUCUCUCUCUCUCAUUCGAUAGCCUCUCUUUUCUUGGUUUUCUCUCCUAGACCUAGAGCCUCUCUCUCUCUCUCUCAAGAGUCCCCAUCUCUAUAUCUAUCUUAUUUAUCUUCCCUCCUCUAUCUCUCUCAUGUCAACAACCCCAGAAAAAGCUCCAUUGACCGAAGAAUAUGAAGAAGAGACCUUCGCCACAUCCGGCUGCUUUUCUAGGUUCUUCUGUUGUGGAAAGAGAUGCAACAUAGGGAACAACGAACGCAUAUCUCUACUCCAAGGAGACUACAGAGAAACAUGGUGGGGGAAUCGCUUCCGACAACUAAAGGAGUUCUCAGAGCUAGUAUCAGGUCCGAAGUGGAAGACCUUCAUCCGUAGGUUCAACUGCCAUAGCAACCACAACAACAACAACAAGAACCGGAAACCCAACUUCCAAUACGACCCGCAGAGCUAUGCUCUCAAUUUCGAUGGCGGGGCCGAUCAGGAAGAAGAUGAACCAUGUCGUGGAUUCUCCGCACGGUUCGUCUCCCCAUCGGGGAAGUACACCGGCAACUUGGGCCGUGGACCAGCUGGCGUUGCGUUGAACCGGUGAUGAGAGUCUAUGUUUUCUAAUCUUGGAGUGACAUGGUCAGACAAGUCUGCUGCCUUUGGCGGUUUCCAUAUGCUGGUUGGGUAGCGCUUCGGCUUCGACCAAGGCCUUUUUCAACUGAAGUGGUUGAAUUUAAUUGGAUGAUGGGCUCUUGUCAGAUAUGGCCCCGCAAGUAUGUUUGAAAGUCAUCUUAGGCUGCUCUGACAAUGGUUUGCUGCCCACUUAAAUUCAACUGCAAGUAGAAGCAAUCGGGUGUCUAUUUGUCUUACUGUCAGACGAGCAUGAGCGUGCAGUUGUUCAUUUUUAUUUUUAUUUUUAUUUAUUUAUUUAUUUCCUUUCAUGUAAAGAAGAUUGUUAUGUGCAUUUGGAUCCAUUAUUCUUUGUAAUGUUAUAGUUAAGCCUCUUUUUUUUUUU